This is a messenger RNA of Ylistrum balloti, 4001 nucleotides long. RefSeq names its product dual specificity protein phosphatase 14-like. Gene Ontology annotation, cellular component: cytoplasm. Gene Ontology annotation, biological process: protein dephosphorylation. Lineage: Eukaryota; Metazoa; Mollusca; Bivalvia; Pectinida; Pectinidae. The record is from RefSeq and is a predicted model, not a curated record. The transcript is spliced from 2 exons. Gene Ontology annotation, molecular function: MAP kinase tyrosine/serine/threonine phosphatase activity. The coding region runs from base 358 to 903 and encodes 181 amino acids.
UGUACGGAAGAAAAUCUAUUGACUAUUGUAUAUAAAGACUGGACUGAACCAUUGGCUAUCGGCAGUGCUGGGUACCCGCGGCAGGAAUACACACAUACCCAUGCGGUUUCAUAUACGGAAUACCUUAGCCAACUGGCUAACUAGAGAUCGAGAAUUAUAUACCUACCUAUGUUUACAAAUAGUUUAAAGCAGGGAACUGUACUUCGGACCUUCAUAAGUUAUGUAAUAUCACACUUGGACUACGGAAUAUUACAAGUUUAUAUAUUAUAGUGUUGUCGUGCUUCAUAAGUCACUCUCACUCGGAUUUCUUAUCCUAAUAUUUUCACAAGAUCUGCCUUCCAUUAUAACCGUGUCACCAUGAAUCUAGAAAUGUUCAAUCAAAUCGCUUCGAUCACAGACUCUCUGUACUUAAGUAGUGCAGCGGCGGUCAAGCCGGACAGAAUUCGGACCGUGGGAAUUACUCACAUUAUAAACUGUACGUUGGAGAUUCCCAACCUGAACCUGCCUACCAUUGAAUCCAUCCAGAUACACGUGGAGGAUGCGCCCCACGCUCGACUCUGCGUUUAUUUCGAUAGGUGCGCAGAUAAAAUUAAUCAAGUCCGUCAUCGUGGCGGAAGGACAUUAGUACACUGUGUUGCAGGUGUGAGUCGGUCAGCUAGUCUUUGUAUCGCAUACCUCAUGAAAUACCAUAGGAUGAAAUUGUCAGAUGCUUACCAUCAUGUGAAGAAACGACGUCCUGUAAUUCGUCCAAAUGCAGGAUUCUGGAGACAGUUGAUUGACUAUGAGCAAAGGCUCUUUGGAAGAAACUCUGUCAGAAUGAUACAGUCUGGCAUCGGAUGGAUUCCGGACGUGUACAAGGAUGAAGCGAAGAAUAUGGUUUGGUUUCAAUCCCGUCGUUCCUAAUCUCGUCCCCUGGUUAUAUUUAUUGACCAAAACGAACUGUUUUAGUUUUUUGUUUUAUUUUUGUUGUGUUAUAUUGAGUUAUAUGUUUUAUGUAGUUAGUAAACACAAAAAAAAACUUAUGAGGAAACAAAAUCAUUUAUUGUCCAGCAAAACUCUUGGUUAACGUUCAGGGCAAGCAGUAUCACCACUAUAUACAUAUCAUAACAAAACACGAUAAGGUCUGGUGGAUUUUCCAUUUGAUAUUUAAUAUAAUAAAUUGCCAAAAUUGUGCAAUUCAAUAUUUUUUCUUCAUUUUUUUUGCAAACUGAAUUUGUCAUCGUACAGUUAAGUUAUUUAAAGAUAUCGGUUUCUUUAAUUUCUAUCACGCAAUUCACGCUAUGUUUAUCACUCUGGCGUAAACAGGAAUCAAAACUGUUCUGAUUUCGAAAUACGAAGAAUGUUAUUUUAUAUGAUACACAGAUCACAUUUUUAGAUUUAUAUUUCCUGACAUUUUUUUUACAAUAAACUACAGAUUGUAUUUCAACAAGUUGAUUUUUUUAUACUAAAAUAUUUAUUUUGUUACACAUGGUUGGAUUUAUCCUAGAUCCGUGCUCUCGCAGUACUCGUUUGUUACUGAUGGGGUUUUCCCUAUAUCUAUAAAUAUGUAACGAUAUGGCUAUUCGUUUGGCUGUUAGCUUUUUGAUAUGUUUCUUACUAUCUUUUUUUUCAAAGAAACUUAACAGGGCGAAGGACAGGAACUAGAAUGAAAUGUGUAAGAAUAUAGGAAAUUAUACAUGCAAUAUGCAUCAAGAUUUACUGUUAGUUCAAAGGUUAAAGUUAGGUUAGAGUAACUAUCAUCGUUCGUUGUGAAAUGAAAGGCUGGGUCUGUCAAUAUCAUUUCACGUAAUAUGCACGUUUUAAAUGUGAUAUUAGGCAAUCGUUCGAUCUUCUUGAGAUAUUUUAAGUUUUUUUUUGCGGGAAGUAGUCAUUCUUUCUAAAGAAGUUUAGUGUGAGUAUGAAAUAUAUAUAAACUUUACGUCACAUCGUUCAGCUACCUGCUGCUUCUGCUAUUUAUAUCUAUCUAUAGAAACUUGUUUUCCCUUUGUUUGGCUGGUUUAGUAUGUCACUAUUAAAAUAGUAACGACAUUAACAUUAAAACCUAAUUUCUGAGAAUAUUGAAUCUUUUUGUUUAACAGUUUAAAUCUUGUUCUCAUGUGUUGUGUUAAGAGAUUGGCACACUUUUAGAUAAAUGUUACAAUGCAUGCGCCUCCUACUUUCAAUCUUGCUUUUUGUUUGGUAUGCUAAGUGCUGUUCUCUAGAAGACAUCAAAUUGUUGGUAUGAUGUGUGGUCAAACCUGUUUAUUCUCGUUGUAAUGAUGUACAUAUGAUGUUCUCUUUGUAAUUAUGUAUAUAACCAUAAACGAGUUUAUACUUGUAUGUUAAUAUACAUAUUCUUUUAAGCAUGUUUUUUGUUUUUUUAUCAAGUGUAUUCUAAUCUUUAUCAGCUGUUCAAAUACAAAAUCAAAAUGAAAUAUCACAACAGUUAUAUAGAUGUCAGUAAUCUUACCAAACAGAACAAAUUGCAUUGCUAGCUAAUUCUACACCACACCUAUUCUGUGUAAAUCCUCAUGAUUGUCGUCAAAAAUGACCAGUGUUUGUACUUUCAGGAGCCUGAAAAGAAGGAACCAUGUAUACGAAAACAGAUACCUUUAACAAAAAAGGGGAAACGAAAGUAGUAGGUAGCUGUUUCUACUCUCUUGUACAAAGUCAUGGGGCAUUCAGCUUCGAAACAGUGGCGAUAAAUAGUCAACUUUACUUACGAUUCUGGAUGGGUGACCCUUCCAGCUGCAUCUGUUUUUCGAAUUUAUUGAUUUUUUCCAAACAGAAGUGAAAAGAUAUUUGUAAAUGAAAAAAUAGUUGACGUUCGCCAUUGUUUGGGCCGACUUUCCAUACAUUUCUUUUUGCCUGUGCAUUUUUACAAUCUUUGCAGUCCCUGGUCAGCAAGAGAAAUGUGGACCAGAUUUACAUGAUAUUCUGGCCAGUUUGGCAACCGCUAGACAUGCUGACAAUUCUGAAUAUAAUACAUUAUAAUUUCAUUUUUUUAACUAUAGAAGUUGUUGUGCGAUCGAUAAGGAUAGUCUCCAGACGUCACAUUCGUGUUAUAUUAUUAUUAUUAUGUUCAGUAGGUAUGUCCGACUGUGCAGUUAGAUCCCUACUACUUACAGGUGUAUUUACAAGACCAACAGAAAUUAUCUACAGUCAUUUUGUACGUAAUAACAGCAUGCUACCCAGCUACCCCGUGCUGCUUUGAGAGUCCCUGUCCCGCUUUGACAGUCCCCGUGCUGUUUUGACAGUCCUCGUGCUGUUUUUACAGUCCCCGUGCUGUUUUGAAAGUCCUCGUGCUGUUUUGACAGUCCUCGUGCUGUUUUGACAGUCCCCGUGCUGUUUUGACUGUGUUUGUCUGCUCAUUUGUCUUGCUCUUGUAUUCUUUAUUUUUCAUUUUAUUAUUAUUUUCUUUUUUUUUUUUUUUUGCUUUGCUUACUUCAUUGUUUUCAACAAGAGUGUUCAGUGUCCCAUCUGUGCUUCCUUUUUCAUUCAAAAGAAAAGCCUUACCUUCAAGCAGAUGUUUACAAACAGCAGUUAGGAAUUUGAAAAUUGAGAUAAAUUCGGAAUGUGCUCACUGUGCUGAUAUACGAUAAGAGUGCGAUGCCAAACUACGACUCUGAAAAGAUGUUGACUUUACUUAGAUAUAUAUAGAACGGCUUUAGGUUUGUGUGUUGUAAUAUAGAUUUUUAUGCUUGCCUCUUGCUUAUAUGUCGUGGAAAGAUACCUUUGUACCACAACAUAGUUAUCUAUUCUUUAUGCUCUUCCCCCAUGGUGCCAUCAUGAAGAGACAUCUAGUGUCGAAAUCGAAAAUUGACAAGAUAGAUAACUCUAGUCAUGUAACUGUGCCGGGAUUAAAAUCAGUAUUUUAGUGAUGUACAUUGUUUAUUUUUGCAUGAUUAGAACAACAUUACUGAUUUAUCUACCACAAUAGCAUUGUUAUGUUGUGUUUAUAUAUGUUUAGUUCCAUAUAUUAUAGAAACUUUUUGAACAAAAUAAAACAUGUUUCAAGAGUU